Molecule: messenger RNA, 1760 nt
Organism: Menidia menidia (Atlantic silverside)
Lineage: Eukaryota; Metazoa; Chordata; Actinopteri; Atheriniformes; Atherinopsidae
Source: the annotation of a GenBank genome assembly
GAAAAGUAGUUCAAAGGUGAAGUUAGUUUAGGCUGUCAAAAGAUUCGGAACCCCGUUUGGGAUCUAGUUCCAAAAACCGACUGUUUGCAUCAAAAACAUUUAACAGCAAAGGAGGGUUACUAUUUCUACGAAAAAACGACUUGCAGACAGUUUGCAGCGAGUGUGCUCGUUAGGACAUUCCUCCGAGGAUUGCAUGGGGGGGUUAACCGAGAUUAGUUCUUUUAUGCUUUUUCACGUGAAAGAGCCUUUAUAAGGGGAAAGUUGGGAGGAGACGGUUGGUCAACAGGCAGCGAAGUGAACGCCGUGUGUUUUGUGCGAAGUUUGGUUUGGACGUCCAAAGAUGGGAGCGUAUACUUUACCGGAUGGAUUCACGGACUUUGACAUGUUUUCCUUUGGCUCUGCACUUCUUGUUGGGGGUUUGCUGGGGUUCUUCCUCAAUGCCAUCAGCAUCCUGGCCUUCAUCACUGUGAAGGAGAUGCGAACACCCAGCAACUUCUUUGUGUUCAAUCUAGCGCUGGCCGACCUCAGUUUGAACAUAAAUGGACUCACAGCUGCCUAUGCCAGCUAUCUCAGGUACUGGCCUUUUGGUCAAGAUGGUUGUGACUUUCACGGUUUUCAGGGGAUGAUUUCGGUGCUGGCCUCCAUCAGUUUCAUGGCUGCGGUCGCGUGGGACAGAUACCACCAGUACUGCACCAGGCAGAAGCUGUUCUGGAGCACGACUGUAGUGAUGAGCGGCAUCAUUUGGGCUCUCUCCAUCUUCUGGGCUGCUGUUCCUCUCAUGGGAUGGGGUGUCUAUGACUUUGAGCCUAUGAGGACAUGCUGCACACUGGACUACACAAGAGGGGACAGGGACUAUAUCACCUACAUGCUAACUCUGACGGUGCUCUACCUGAUGUUCCCAGCUGUCACCAUGUUCUCGUGUUAUGAUGCCAUCAACAAGCAUUUUAAGAAGAUCCACUACUACAGGUUCAACACCAAUCUGCCGUUGAGGGUGAUGCUGAUGUGCUGGGGCCCGUACGUCCUCAUGUGUAUCUAUGCCUGCUUCGAGAAUGUGAAAGUCGUCUCUCCAAAGCUACGAAUGGUGCUGCCAGUCAUUGCAAAGACAAAUCCCUUCUUCAAUGCACUUCUCUACUCAUUUGGAAAUGAGUUUUACAGAGGGGGUGUUUGGCACUUCCUCACUGGACAGAAGAUUGUAGAGCCUGACAUUAAAAACAAGUUGAAAUAAAAGAAAACCUCAGUGUUUCAUGUCAAAAAAUCCAAAAUAGUCAUGAUAGGUGCCUCAUGUUAAUGUACUAAGAUGUUGUUAAGGAAACAGCACUUUUCACCUUGCUACAGCAGGAAAUGAAACUCUGUCCGGGGCUGCCACACAUCAUUAAUGGAAUUUAAAAAUCUUUUUUCCCAGUGACAUCCUUUCCUCUGUCCACAUAACCCUCGCAAUAAACAAAUGCUGCUGGUCGUCUGUUGAGUGCUUUAUUUUCAAACCCUUCUAAGGGAUAAAAAAGCCAAAUUAUAGGUGAUUGUGCAUUUUCCUCAGAUGCCCCCACAUGAGACGUCGGUCCCAAGCAAUUACUAAACUGCUUAAACAAUUGCGCUGUUGUUCUAUAGACUGCUUGCGGUGAUGUAACUUCUAUUUAGGGAAAGGGAGAACUUAGUGUGUUAAGACUCCAUUAUGCAAUUAUGCUACACCUGCGGUAGCCUGAUUGCUAUUCUUGCCGCUGUUGUUUAUUUGUUUAUUGAGAAUCCUUUGCUGUUAAAUAAAU